Capsicum annuum is the source of this 1286-nucleotide messenger RNA. RefSeq names its product stem-specific protein TSJT1. Bases 275 to 1030 code for a protein of 251 amino acids. The transcript has 4 exons. NCBI's taxonomy places the organism in Eukaryota, Viridiplantae, Streptophyta, Magnoliopsida, Solanales, Solanaceae. The record is from RefSeq and is a predicted model, not a curated record.
UUGAUUCACAAACUAGUUGUUGCUGUAACACGGAAUAAAAAUAAAACUCCCUUCAAAUUUACAAAUAUCUAGAUUAUUCUAUAUUACGUCGAGAAUUAUUUUUUGUCAUUUUGUGAAGAAAGGACAUUUAUGUCAAUUCAAAAAAAAAAAAAAAAAAAAAGGAGACAUAACCUUGUGCACUACAAACUAUUAUUUGAACCCCAUUGAUGAUCAUCACAUUCUCUUCACAACAACUUUCUCAUCUAAACAAACUUUGAAUCAUCAUCACAAAAAAAUGUUAGCAGUAUUUGACAAAUCAGUGGCAAAGAGCCCAGAAGCCCUACAAAGUCCAAACAAUGAGACAGCAGUUUCUGCAUUGAAAGAUGGUUUCUUGGCUAACCGUUUCUCUUCCACACAUUCUGGUUCAGUUACCAUCAAUCUUGGUUCUUAUGGAAUCUUGUCUUACUCUUCUGAAAUACAAAAUCCUCUUCUCCCCAGGUUGUUCGCUGUUGUGGAUGACAUUUUCUGCAUGUUUCAAGGCCACAUCGAGAAUGUAGCACAUCUUAAGCAACAGUAUGGGUUAAACAAGACAGCAAAUGAAGUGAUCAUUGUUAUAGAGGCUUACAGGACUUUGAGGGAUAGAGGUCCUUAUCCUCCAGAUCAAGUUGUGAAAGAUAUUCAUGGAAAGUUUGCUUUCAUUCUUUAUGAUAGCACUUCGAAGGCUACCUUUCUAGCUUCUGAUGUUGAUGGCAGUGUUCCCUUCUUCUGGGGUAGUGAUUCUGAAGGCCACCUAGUUCUCUCAGAUGAUGCUGACAUUGUGAAGCAAGGCUGUGGGAAAUCCUUUGCGCCGUUUCCCAAAGGAUGCUUUUUUACAACUUCUGGUGGCUUGAGGAGUUAUGAGCACCCGCGUAACGAGUUGAAACCAGUACCUAGGGUGGACAGCUCUGGCGAGGUCUGCGGUGCAAACUUUAAGGUGGACGCAGAGACUAAGAAAGUGGAUGCAGGCAUGCCCAGAGUGGGCAGUGCUGCUAACUGGUCCGAACAUUUCUAAACUGACUGCUGUGUUCAUCUCCACAAAGGCUUCCUUAUUAUUUGGCCUUCUGUCUGCCCUCUUCGUCGUCUUUCGCUGAUAACUUCUCUAUUGAAAUGAGCUUUACGGUUUGUAGAGUAAUGUUAAAACGUGAGGAAACAUAUUUCAUAUGACACAAAAUGCAUGUAAUUCACUAUGUCGUACACUGGAAUUAGGCCAUUUUCUUGGCUGGAAGACGUCUAUUUUAAAUAACAGUGUCUUGAUACAGGACUUACCA